GCUGGCACCUGUAACCAGGAUGAAGUUAAGCUGUAGCUCCCAAAGUAUUCUAGAAGCUCUCGGAAAAUCGUAAUGCUAUAUUGAAAAUCUUUCUAGAAAACUAGGGUUUCUCUACACUAGUUUAUCCCACUAAAACUGGAGUUUUCUAGAACAGUUUGAGCCAUGGCUUCAGCGGUCCUCAGCUCUGUUCUCACUACCGCCUCUCGGUUUGCCCUGUUACAAGUUGAUAGUGGCAGUGGUUCUGAUUCUGAGCCUGGAAAAGGCAAAGGCCGGAAUAAUGGGAAGCCUCAAGCCUUGGGAAACAAACCAACUACAAAUGAAAAAAAGAGAGAGAAAAGAAGGAAAAAGAAGGAGCAGCAGCAGAGUGAAGCAAAUGAGCUCAGGAAUCUUGCUUUUAAGAAAAUUCCCCAGAAAUCCUCCCAUGCCAUUUGCAAUGUUCAGCAUGAGCUUUCAUUGCCAAACCCAGCACAGAAGGAGUCUCGGGAAGAAAACUGGCAGGAGUGGAGACAGAAAGAUGAGCAGCUGACAUCUGAAAUGUUUGCGGCUGACCUGGAGAAGGCCUUGUUGCUGAGUAAACUGGAAUAUGAAGAGCACAAGCAGGAUUAUGAAAAUGUUGAAAAUGCUUCAACUCAGUCCAAAGGUGUAAAUAAAAAAGAUAAGAGGAAGACCCAGCAGGGGAAGGACAGACCUCUCACAGUGUCCCUGAAGGAUUUCCAGUGCGAAGAUCAUAAUAGUAAAAAGACAGAGGAAUCGAAUUCUUCUCAGACUUUGUCACAUGAUGGGGGAUUCUUCAAUAGACUGGAAGAUGAUGUUCAUAAGAUUCUUAUUAGAGAAAAGAGAAGAGAACAGCUUACAGAACAUAAUGGAACAGAGAAUUGUCCAGCUCCUGAGCACAACCAGGAAGUGGGUCUGAAAGAUGGAAGAAUUGAGAGACUGAAAUUAGAACUUGAGAGGAAAGACGCUGAAAUUCAGAAACUCAAAGCUGUAAUCACCCAGUGGGAGGCAAAGUAUAAAGAAGUAAAAGCAAGAAAUGGACAAUUAUUAAAAAUGCUUCAGGAAGGAGAAAUGAAAGAUAAGGCAGAAAUACUCCUGCAAGUCGAUGAAUCCCAAAGUAUCAAGAAUGAGCUGACGGUCCAGGUGACCUCACUUCACACUGCAUUGGAACAAGAAAGAUCUAAAGUGAAAGUAUUACAGGCAGAAUUAGCCAAAUACCAGGGUGGCAGAAAAGGGAAAAGGAACCCUGAGUCCGACCAGUGUAGGUGAUUACGGCAGCCUUUGCGGUCAUCACACAGCACUGUCAGAGUUUUGCAGAAAUGUGUGUAUUUGAUGCUGUGCAACUGCCCACCUGUGCAGUUUCUGUUGAAGGAACUAAAAGCAACUAGCUCACUCAUAGUCUACAAUUCGAUGUUCUUUUGGCUUAAACUUAAAAGAAAAUAUAGAAUACCAGCAGAACUUGAUUAUUGUUGUUUGUCCAAACCUAUGACUUUAGUUUUUCAUCAGUCAAUAAAAUUAAUUUACUCUUCCGCUAA
Microtus oregoni (creeping vole) is the source of this 1529-nucleotide messenger RNA. Its product is annotated as G kinase-anchoring protein 1. The transcript is spliced from 12 exons. The coding region runs from base 163 to 1263 and encodes 366 amino acids. Gene Ontology annotation, cellular component: Golgi apparatus. The record is from RefSeq and is a predicted model, not a curated record. Gene Ontology annotation, biological process: signal transduction. Lineage: Eukaryota; Metazoa; Chordata; Mammalia; Rodentia; Cricetidae.